AAGCAAUCUUUAUAUAUAGUUUCAAUUUGAUGAGUACAGGAAAAUUGGAUAUUUUGCCAGCCUUCACAGGUGCUGUGGUGAUAAAUCUCAAGAUUCACAUCGCCGGCUGUUUCUGACUUCUCAUGAGACAUCUCCACUUGAACCAACCAGAAGUGAGCCCACCCAUUUUUGCAAUCUUAUUGCACCCCGCUGCCUCUCCACUGUAGUUGGUCUCUUCAGCCCCUCGGCAAAAGCAGCUUUGACCGCUGGAGGAUCAUUUCCAUCUGAAAUGUUUUUCAAUUUCAAAAGUGGCGUGGGGCACAGGGCUCCCUCUGUGCCCUCGGUGUUUGUGGUGGACACCCAUGCCACCCGACCAGCUGUACCACCUCGACUGGGCAAACAGAAGAAGCAAAGUGGGGUCGCGCAGACUCUGCUGUUCAUCCUGGUGACCCUGGCUCUGUUCGGCGUGUUCUUUGAAGCUGUCCUCAUCUAUCGCCUCUACCAAUCUGAAUAUGCCCCCUCAGGUUUUAUCUCAAAGCAAAUCAGCGGAAGCCCUCCUCCAGAUACAGACACAGAUGGUCGUCUUCUUCCAUCCAAACCGGUUGCACAUCUCACAGAUGGCCAAGACGUCAAACACGACACACACGACACACACGUCCUGGCAUGGAGCGAGAUCGCUGAGCCUCUCCUCUAUGAAAUGACAUACAAAGACAGCCACCUCAUCAUCCAGAAAGAGGGAUACUACUACAUCUAUUCCAAGGUCUAUUUCUCAAAAGGUGGUGCUUUUUACCAUUCUGUGAUGAUGCAAACUAAAAUGUAUGCCGGAAAAGGCAUCUCCCUACUGGAGGCCAGAGAGUAUUCGUCAAAGAAAGACAAAGAAGCCAUGAGUUUUUCCAACAGUUUCCUAGCUGGGGUGUUUUACCUGUCCCAAAAUGAUGCUAUCUAUGUAAACGUUAGCAACACAAAACAGAUUAUCCGACACAAAUCUUAUGAGAAUGUGUUUGGUGCCUAUAUGAUAUAGAUAUCAUACCGACAGGAGAUUUAAAAUAAGUUUACAACUCUUCUCAGGGACAUUUUUAGUUGCCUUUUUAUACCCGAUCAAAAGGCAUCGUAAAAGGAAAAGUGUUGAAGAUGUGUUUCUACUUCAAAUCAAAACUUCAAGAGCUGAUUAAACAUUUAACUUUUGUGUUGCAAAAUAUUAUUUACUAACAUAAAAAAGGAUGGUGCACUUUUUUUCAAUUUUACUGCUUCAAAAAAUUAUAACUGUUAUUUAUUUAUUCCUUUCAUGUAUUAUCAGUGCUGUGUUUAUGCAAAAAAAUAUGCAAUAAAGUCUGUUUUGAACAAAUAAAAGUUUUUCUUUCUGCAGUUGCA
Molecule: messenger RNA, 1350 nt
Organism: Poeciliopsis prolifica (blackstripe livebearer)
Lineage: Eukaryota; Metazoa; Chordata; Actinopteri; Cyprinodontiformes; Poeciliidae
Gene: tnfsf14a
Product: TNF superfamily member 14
Exons: 4
Coding region: 269-1000 (243 amino acids)
Biological process (GO): immune response
Cellular component (GO): membrane
Molecular function (GO): tumor necrosis factor receptor binding
Source: RefSeq, a predicted model, not a curated record